AUAUUAUUGAGGAAGGCCAAAAGUGAAAUUCUAGCUGCUUGGAGCAAACUUUUCUGCUCUGAAAUGUUGUUGUUGAACCAUUGAGUUCUCGAAUGAUAUAUCGGUAUAGGGAAACCACUAGCCGCUUCGGCCAUGAUCGAUCGCAUUUGCGUGGUGGACGAAGCCUUGGCCUCCUGCUUGAAUAUGGUAGCCGACACGAACGCCCUAACUUUGGAAUUUGAGUGCGUCCGAGCUAGAGACAGAUUGGAAUGCCUGAAACUGAUACAGAACGGACUAGCGGAUUUUGCACCGUUCGAGCCAGAAGACAUGUAUAUUGCGGCGAAAUUCAUGGACGACUCGUUGGCCAUCUUUCUUGAAAUGCGCAAUGCCAUCACUCAGUUAGAUGUGUUUCGGUUUUUGAGCGUCGCUGUAGUUCGCAACGACGCCAACAUCAAUUAUCCUGCUGAUCUACGUGGAAAAGUCUCUUGCCACACUGGUUACGGGAGAACAGCAGGUUGGCACAUGCCAAUACCCAGAUUGAUGACGGAAAGAUUGAUCAAACCGGAUUGCACUGGGGUAAAUCCGGUCAUAGAGCACGAAUUGGCUGCCGUGUCAGAUUUUUUUUCACGCGCUUGCGUGCCCGGAAAGUGGUCACCAGAUGACAAUACGGACCAAUUAUUCAAACGGAAAUAUCCCAAUUUAUGUUCGGCUUGCAACGAUCCCUAUCGAUGCUCGGACGGCGAUGAAUAUUCCGGAUUCGAAGGAACACUCCGGUGUGUCACACAAGGACUGGGUCAAGUAGCUUGGACUAGUUAUACUACCGUUAGGCGCGUGUUCGGCAUGGAUACAGUCACUCCGAGCAGUGAAAUCGUCAACUUUAGUUUCCUGUGUCCAGAAGGUGGCCGUCGGCCAUUAACGUCGCCUUUUCCUUGUGUCUGGUCGGCGAAACCGUGGAAUGCCUAUAUGACCCGGAAAGUCACUGCAGUAGCAAUAAUGAGGGAUAUGCAACAGCGUAUUGGUCGGGCGGUGGAAUUGGCCCGUACGGCUGGCAACGUACGAUCAGCUGACUGGCUCACGCGGGUGCUGGGUUUCGAACCCGACGCUGUUGCCGUACCCAUGGAUGAAUUGACGGUUUUCACAGCAGCCGAAUAUCUGGCCAGAAGUAAUUUUACGCUAUCGAUUGAAGGACGUGGAUGCCGAGGACGGAUACUCCGUUUUUGCGUAGUUUCGGAAAAAGAGCAACGCAAGUGCCAAGAUUUGAGAAUGGCCGCUCUCUCAAGGCGUGUUUUGCCGGAGAUUACAUGUGUCCGUGGAUCGACGACGAUGGAUUGCAUGGAUCGUAUACGACGAGGAGAAGCCGAUAUGAGAACCUUUGACAGUAAUGAUGCUUUCCGAGCUGGCAGGUCGUACAACUUGAAGCCAGUCGUGACAGAGAUUUACCCCAACACACAGGAAUCGGCUUCUUAUGCUGUAGCGGUGGUCAAAUCCAAUUCUGGAAUUAAUCGACUGGAAGACUUGCGGGAUAAACGAUCAUGUCAUACAGGAUUCGGCCGGACUGCCGGCUGGAAUAUUCCCGUCUUUGCGCUCUCACAACGCCAACUCAUCUAUCCACAGCGAUGUCGAUUUGGUCGGGCAGUCAGCCAAUUUUAGCAAUCUUGUGUCCCCGGUGCCAAGGACUUUGUGAACGACAUUUUCAGAGAUAAUCCGUUAUCGCUAUGUAGCAUGUGCGUUGGCAACCAAGCCUUGGGUGGAGCUGGUCGGUGUUCUGCCGAGCCGACCGAAGAACUUUUUGCCGGAUUCCGAGGAGCAUUCCAUUGCUUGGUGGAGGGCGGAGGAGAUGUGGCAUUUGUCCGACACACCACGCCUUUUGAAAACACUGAUGGAAACAACCUGGAAGCCUGGGCGGUGGGCUUGAGUUCCAACAACUUCCGGCUGUUGUGUCGCGACGGAGGUGUUCGACCCGUACAGGAAUACCAGACCUGCAAUUUGGGCAAAGUGCCCGCGCCCAAAGUAAUGACGGAUGGUUGGAAAUCUGCCGAACGGAGUCAGGACAUCCGGGCUGUCAUGUUGAGACUUUCUGACCUGUUUAGCCCGUCGUUUGGAGGCCAAGUCAUCUUCCGUCUUUUCGGGCCUUACGAGGGCGUCCCCAACCUCCUUUUUACUGAUUUCGCAGAGAGGCUUGGCGAUCUGGGACCGGUGGAUUACAUACAAGGGCUUGGUCACGAUUUUGUACGAAUGAUGGAACAGACCACCUGUGGUUCUGGAAAGCUUCAUCACGCUGUUGCCACCGGCGUUGUUAUGACAGUCUUCACUUGCAUCGUGUCCAUCUAUUAUCGCUGA
Molecule: messenger RNA, 2319 nt
Organism: Daphnia carinata
Lineage: Eukaryota; Metazoa; Arthropoda; Branchiopoda; Diplostraca; Daphniidae
Product: transferrin-like
Biological process (GO): iron ion transport
Cellular component (GO): recycling endosome; plasma membrane; extracellular region
Source: RefSeq, a predicted model, not a curated record